Molecule: messenger RNA, 1809 nt
Organism: Perca fluviatilis (European perch)
Lineage: Eukaryota; Metazoa; Chordata; Actinopteri; Perciformes; Percidae
Gene: bop1
Product: BOP1 ribosomal biogenesis factor
Exons: 12
Coding region: 1-1794 (597 amino acids)
Biological process (GO): ribosome biogenesis; maturation of LSU-rRNA from tricistronic rRNA transcript (SSU-rRNA, 5.8S rRNA, LSU-rRNA)
Cellular component (GO): PeBoW complex; preribosome, large subunit precursor
Molecular function (GO): ribonucleoprotein complex binding; protein binding
Source: RefSeq, a predicted model, not a curated record
AUGAAGACGUUCCCAAGCUGCGUUGUCUUGCAGAUAGAGACAAAGACAGAGAAGGAGGGGACAAAGACAGAGAAGAAGAAGGAGACAAAGACAGAGAAGAAGAAGGAGACAAAGACAGAGAAGAAGAAGGAGACAAAGACAGAAAAGAAGGAGACAGAGAAGAAGAAGGGGACGGAGGAGACAGAGAAGAAGACAGAGGGGACAGAAGAAGCAAAGGAAGAAGACGAGUACGUCCACGACUCUUCAGAUGAGGAGGACAUCAGGAACACAGUGGGGAAUGUCCCGAUGGAGUGGUACCGGGACUUCCCUCACAUUGGCUACAACCUGGACGGGAAGAAGAUCUACAAACCAAUCAGAAACAAGGACGAGCUGGACGAGUUCCUGGACAAGAUGGAGAACCCCGACUACUGGAGAACGGUCCCCGACAAGCAGACAGGAAGUGAUGUCGUGCUGUCAGACGAGCAGGUCCAGCUGGUCAACCGUCUCCAGAGAGGACAGUUCGGGGACGCCAACUUCAACGAGUACGAGCCCCAGGUGGAGUUCUUCAGCCGGGAGGUGAUGCUCCACCCGGUCACUAACCGACCGGCAGACAAGCGCAGCUUCAUCCCGUCUCUGGUGGAGAAGGACAAAGUGUCCAAGCUGGUGCACGCCAUCAAGAUGGGCUGGAUCAAACCGCGCCGGGUGGACGACGACAGCAGGGGGCGCUACUACGACCUCUGGGCCAAUGAGGACUCUUCUAUCCUGGCCCGACACAAGAUGCACCUCCCCGCCCCCAAAAUCCCUCUGCCGGGACACCAGGAGUCCUACAACCCUCCGCCGGAGUACCUGUUCACCGACGAGGAGAGAGCCCUGUGGGAGCAGCAGGACCCAUGUGACAGGAAGGUACCGUUUGUUCCCAGGAGCUUCUCCAGCCUCCGUCAGGUUCCGGCGUUUUCUCGUUUCAUCCACGAGCGGUUCGAGCGCUGCCUGGACCUUUACCUGUGUCCCCGCCAGAGGAAGAUGAGGGUGAAUGUGAAUCCAGAGGAUCUGAUUCCCAAACUUCCCAAACCAAAAGACCUACAGCCGUUUCCAACAACACAAUCUCUGGUGUAUCGGGGUCACAGUGGUCUGGUUCGCUCCAUCAGUGUGUCUCCGUCAGGCCAGUGGCUCGCCUCAGGAAGUGAUGAUGGCUCCGUGAGGUUCUGGGAGGUGUGUUCGUCUCGCUGUCUGAAGACGGUCCAGGUGGGCGGAGCUGUGAAGAGCGUCGCCUGGAACCCCAACCUGUCUGUCUGUCUGCUGGCUGUCGCCCUGGACUCGGUGGUGUUGAUCCUGUCUCCCUCUCUGGCAGACAGACAGGUGGUCCUGUCGUCAGAGCGACUCCUCUCGGCCCCCCAGGAGGCUGACGCUAACGAGGGGGCGGGGCCAGUCACCUGGAGCGAGACGGAGGGGGAGGAGCUUAACCAGGGCAUCCGCCUCAAGAUACAACACCCCAAAGCGGUCCAGCAGGUUUCGUGGCACGCUAAAGGAGACUACGUGGCGUCGGUGAUGCCGGACCACUCGAGCAACCUGCAGGUUCUGAUCCACCAGCUGAGCCGGCGCCGCAGCCAGAACCCCUUCAGGAAGAACAAAGGGCUGGUGCAGUGCGUAUCCUUCCACCCCGUCAGGCCCUACUUCUGCGUAGGGACGCAGCGCUCCGUCCGCAUCUACAACCUCGUCAAACAGGAAAUGACCAAAAAACUACAGGCUAACUCCAAGUGGAUCUCCAGCAUGGCCGUCCACCCCGGAGGUGAUCAUGUGAUCUGUGUCUGUAGGUGAUCAUGUGGUCUGUCU